Blastomyces dermatitidis ER-3 is the source of this 306-nucleotide messenger RNA. RefSeq lists its product as uncharacterized. The record is from RefSeq and is a predicted model, not a curated record. The transcript is spliced from 2 exons. Lineage: Eukaryota; Fungi; Ascomycota; Eurotiomycetes; Onygenales; Ajellomycetaceae. The coding region runs from base 1 to 234 and encodes 77 amino acids.
AUGGAGUACCACUACAUCAGCGUCAUCAGGGAUCCGGCCAGUCCAGACAUCCCCGAUGGGUGGAUACUGAAAAGCCCAGACGCCGAAUUCUGGCGUGUGAGGAGAACCGUAAACGUUCAGCUUCCUGCCGUGUGGGAAAGUCAAGCGAUUGCUUGGAAUGGGCCGGAGAAAGGCGAGAAGGAAAUCGUCGGGCAAAAUCCGGAUCAAGCACGAGAUCGUGGUUACCAGCUAUAACAAGGUUAAGUCACCAGCGUGGAUGAGAAGGUCGCCAUUGGGAACCUCUAGUGUGGAGCUGUGUGUGUCUGA